AAUCCAUCUCAUUCCACAACAUCUCUUAUUCAUUACAAAGCCAAAAAACAAGUGCAAAAGAAGAAAGAAAAAAAAUGUCUCUAAUAACAGAUGAAAUCAGAGCGAGUGCAACUGAAUUCUACUCUGGAAAUGACAUCUGCCAAGAGAAAUCAAAGUUUUUGUUAACAGAAAUGGGGCUACCUAAUGGCCUUCUCCCUAUGCAAGACAUGUUAGAAUGUGGCUAUGUCAAAGACACUGGCUUUGUUUGGCUCAAAUCCAAGAAAAAAACAGAGCACAAAUUUGAAAAAAUUGGGAGAUCAGUCCAAUAUGCCACUGAAGUCACAGCCUAUGUUGAGCCCACCAAGAUCAAGAAACUUACUGGGGUUAAAGCUAAAGAACUUCUUAUGUGGCUAACACUUAAUGAAAUUUGUGUCGAUGAGCCAUCCACUGGCAAAAUCCAUUUCAAGACUCCAACUGGACUUUCUAGGACUUUCCCUGUUUCAGCCUUUGAACUUGAUGAGCCCAAUAAGGAAGUCAAAGAGGAAGCCAAAGAUGUAGGUGCUGCUGCUGUUGCUGCAGUGGAAGUCAAAGAGGUGUAAGAAAAAAUAAAAUGAUUUGCUUAUUUUUUAUUUUAAAAAAAGUUGUUGUACUACUUACUAAAGCUGAGGAUGAUGAUUAUCUAUCCAUCUUGAUGUACUAAUGAUGAUCAAGUGGUUAAUUAUGUCAUCUCUUCUUUGAAUUUAGUCACAUUAUUAUUAAUAAACUUAGUUUAAUUCAACAGUUUA
Solanum dulcamara is the source of this 764-nucleotide messenger RNA. RefSeq lists its product as uncharacterized. The coding region runs from base 75 to 578 and encodes 167 amino acids. Lineage: Eukaryota; Viridiplantae; Streptophyta; Magnoliopsida; Solanales; Solanaceae. The record is from RefSeq and is a predicted model, not a curated record. The transcript has a single exon.